ACUUGCAUCGAGCUACAGCAUCGGAGUGUGAAAAUGCUGAACUUGACGAAGAAGAUCUUCAGGACAUCCAGAAAUAAUAGGCCGCGCCGGAGGAAAAGAGCCGUAAAAGACAAAAUGACGUCCCACCUCCCUGCGUCGUUGCUUUUGUCGUGCUUGGUGCUCCUCGGCGGAGACCAUGCCAGCGCCGAGCUUGCAGUGGACAUGUCGCCCCCGCCAACGAAGACUUGCGCCGACGAACCGUGGACCAGUCUUCAGCGUGUUCUGCAGGCCUCUGCCCCCUAUCCGGCGGAAAUGGGUGCGAGUCCCGAUUUUGUCGAGCUCACGAACAAAGUCCUUACAAUCGACGGAGAGAUCAUCGAUCCGCAAGAGCUCCCACCUACUUACGAGGCCGGAGGAAGUCACCCAGAAGAUGAAAAAGCCGAAGCCGGGACGAGAGCUGCCCAAGUAGAAGAUCAAAACAAGCCGCAAAGUCUUUUCGCCUACUUCCGUGAGCAUUUUAAGGAGUGCCGGGAAGGCUUUCUGUCCUUUCUGAUCUAUCUCUCUCUUCACCACCCCCAGCACUCCGCGUCGUUUAAAACCCUAGCGAAGGAUUUCGCGCGGGAGCUGAAUCCGCUCGCGCUCCGGCAGCCGGACCUGCUGUCCUGGCCACUUUUUGGGCAGGUGGAACAAGUGAUAGGGACUUACGAUGUAGAGGACAACGUGAUCUCCGUCGACGCAAAGCCCCGGUUCCCGUACUUCGUGAAAGUGAAGAAAAACCGCUGGAAUCACGGCGGAAGAAGUAGCUCGGUGAAAGUAGAUGCAGCGGCGGAGCUACAUGAGAGUGAGAACACUACUUUUAUCGAACACAUCCCGAACACAAGAAUUUCCCCGAUGCUCGGGAUGGUGCACAGCAACUUCGGAUUGCAGGGCUCGCUGGACUUGCUGCGCAGAAUAUCCGAGCCGGCGUUUGUUGACAGUGAUGCCGCCAAGCCAACCAGGAGAAAAGUCGUCUUUGACGUCGGUGUUUUUGACGGAGGCGACUGGGCCAAGGCCAUCGUCGAACUUGGUUGCAUCGGUGUUGGCUUCGAGAUGGUAAAGCGAAACAGAAAUCUGAUGCGCAAAAACUUUCCGUACUGGAGGAAAGAGAACGUGGAAGGCCCGGUUCCGGUCGUUCCGGGGAAAUUAUUGCCGGAAAAAGAAUUUGUGAACAAAACCGACGCAGCGUCGAGUAGCGGAGUAGUGACAACCACCGCUCAACUCGCGGCUCACUUGCAAGGCCGGCCUGUGCUCACACUUGAUGAGAUUGCACACGUCAAAGCCAUGAAUGAACAGCAUAUUCUCGAGGAGCGGGAGCGACUGGAGGGGAAAGACAAUGACAAUGACAAAGGAGACACGAAAGCGGAUCAUGCAGCUGAAAAAAAUGCAACCCCGCAACCGGGCUUCUUCCAUCUCAUCGGGGCAGCGCUUGGUGCCGCGGCAAGGGCACAGAAGGUACUGUCCCGCUACGACUACACGAGUCUAGCCUUGAUGGGGUACCUCGAUGGGCCGCCAGAUAUGGAAGAGGAGGAGGUUGCCGUGGUCACGCUGGACGAUCUUUUCGGACUUUCAGACGCAACGGCAGCUACCAACGCGAGGCACUUUCCCGCAGAGUUGAAGAAAAUUGAUUUGCUGAAAAUCGACACGGAAGGCGCGGAGCUCUACGUGCUCAAAGGGGCGGAGAGAUUGUUGCAGCACACGAUGGUCCACUACCUGGUUUUCGAGUACCAGCCGUACCAAAUGUAAAAAUGUCUGGGUCUGGAAACUUGUGAUGCUGGGUGGCGUCUCAUGAUGAGGCCACAAAUGCUGGCUCAGCAUGACAAGUUUCUGAGCUUCUAGGUGUUGCCUAUUCUGCAUGACAAACUGCGUUUCUGCAUCACAGAAAAAUGGAGCUCUUGGGUAACGUGCAUGACAGAUUGGAGAGUCAUGCCAGACAAGCAUGACAAACAUGCACUCUUCCAGACCCAGACAUUUUUGCACUUGAUAAGCCGGCGAUGCUCGCAAAUACCGGGACGGACCACGUCGAUUUACUCCAUUUCGUGGCGCACUACGGGUUCGAGUGCUUUUCGUUAAAGCUUCCCACGUGGGAGAGCAUGAGCUUCGAAGCCUUCGCGGCUCAGUAUGUGAGAAAGGACAGGCUGCGGCUGAAAGGAAUGGGCUUCAUCGAAGACAUAAUAUGCGAAAAUCGCUAUUGGGUUAGCGCGGAAACAGAGGAAGAGGAGAAGCUAGGGAAGAACGAACUCUAGCCUACGCUUAGCAUGCUGCCAUUCGCAUCGUGUCACAACUUCUAUGACAUAAUUUGAAAAGAGACCGCCCCGAUCUGUUCUGAUUUAGUUCCAGAGCCGCGUCUCGCUUCAGAUCUUCGCAGAUGUUGACUCGUAUUUUUUUACAGAUCCAGCACGAGAUCGACUUUGUUUUACUUUUACUUCUAGAAAGAACUUCACUAGCCGUUCGCAAGUGACGCGAUCUGCAUUGCGACCGAUAGAUAUGAAAACCAGCAGUUUUAGUUUCGAAAGAAGGAUCGUAGGUUCCAGGUUUCUUUGCAAGCCAGCUGGGCAAGAUCUCGAUCCUCGAAGUGCAGAUCCAUGAGCUAUUUCCUUGCUUGGAUCUCAUCUGCCGCCGAC
This is a messenger RNA of Amoebophrya sp. A120, 2639 nucleotides long. NCBI's taxonomy places the organism in Eukaryota, Dinophyceae, Syndiniales, Amoebophryaceae. The record is from the annotation of a GenBank genome assembly.